AAAAUUAUGUAUAGCCAACCAAUGGGUGCCCUAAUAGUGCAAUUGUUCUUGGCUUCAAAUUUUAUAUAUUUUUAGUUCUAAAAUAUAUAAUAUAUUUUUAGAAAUUACAAAAGAUAUUAAUGUUGAAUUUUGAAAUCCUCUCAACAUUUUCUUGUAGUUUUUAUUUCCCACAAUUCAUUUUUCUUUUCUUUUGAGAGCUAAUUAAUUAAAUUAAUUAGCUCUCGUUUCACCAACGUUUCCCCUCCCUGCAAAUUCAAAUUCUUCUUCAACCAACAAUUAGGUUCUCCUCUCUAUCUCUUGUACAAUCGCCAUUUCUGUGAUUCAUCGUACGGCAUUUCACCUUUAAGUUGAAGGAAAUGCCAGAAAUUUUGUUGGGAGCUUACACGUUAAAAUCUCAUGGAACAAAGCUUGCAAGAAUACACUUGCAUGACUGGUUGAUUCUUAUACUUCUCAUCGUGAUAGAAAUUAUAUUAAAUGUUAUCGAACCUUUUCAUCGGUACAUCGGACCACACAUGUUGACGGAUAUUAUGUUUCCGUUUCAUGAAGAUACAAUUCCUUUCUGGGCUGUUCCGUUUCCCACGAUAGUGUUGCCGAUCAUAGUCUUUGCCGUGUACUAUUAUCACCGGAAGGAUGUAUACGACCUGCACCAUGCCAUACUUGGCCUUGCCUACGCUGUUCUUGUAACCGGAGUUAUAACGGAUUCAAUCAAAGAUGCUGUUGGCCGGCCUCGACCCAAUUUUUUCUGGCGUUGCUUUCCUGAUGGAAAGGCGGUGUUUGAUAAUUUUGCCAGGGAUGUUAUUUGUCAUGGGGAUCCAAGAAUCAUAAAGGAAGGUUAUAAAAGUUUCCCCAGUGGACAUACUUCAUGGUCAUUUGCAGGUUUAACAUACCUAUCGUGGUACUUAUCGGGGAAAAUUAGAGUAUUUGAUCGUAGAGGUCAUGUCGCAAAACUUUGUAUCAUGUUUUUUCCUGUUCUUACUGCUGCUCUCGUGGGUAUUUCUCGUGUCGAUGACUACUGGCAUCACUGGACCGAUGUCUUCGCCGGAGCUCUUAUAGGAUCAACAGUUGCAGCAUUCUGUUACCUGCAAUUUUUUCCUUACCCAUACGACAAUGAUGGUUGGGCACCGCAUGCAUAUAUUCAAAUGGUGAUAGCGGAGAGGAGUGGGAGAGCAAAUUCCUCCACGGUAAGGACUGAGCCACCAGCUACCAAUCAAGCAGAUGUUGAAGUUGGAUCUUAUGAUAAUAAUAGCAUGCGCAGUAUAGAUUAA
Messenger RNA from Carica papaya (papaya), 1265 nucleotides. Its product is annotated as lipid phosphate phosphatase 2-like. The record is from RefSeq and is a predicted model, not a curated record. Gene Ontology annotation, cellular component: membrane. Gene Ontology annotation, molecular function: phosphatidate phosphatase activity. NCBI's taxonomy places the organism in Eukaryota, Viridiplantae, Streptophyta, Magnoliopsida, Brassicales, Caricaceae. Gene Ontology annotation, biological process: phospholipid dephosphorylation; phospholipid metabolic process.